Messenger RNA from Culex pipiens pallens (northern house mosquito), 2176 nucleotides. RefSeq names its product PDZ domain-containing protein GIPC3 (gene kermit). NCBI's taxonomy places the organism in Eukaryota, Metazoa, Arthropoda, Insecta, Diptera, Culicidae. The record is from RefSeq and is a predicted model, not a curated record. The transcript is spliced from 5 exons. The coding region runs from base 1000 to 2049 and encodes 349 amino acids. Gene Ontology annotation, molecular function: protein binding.
GUUUGAGACGCGUUUGAGUGUUGAGCUUAAGCCUAGUUUCGACGUUGAGGUUUUUGAAAACUUUCUCGCGUGAGGCUUCGACGUCGCGUCGUCAGUAUAGUACAGAGUUCAAGUCCACGAGAGAUCGCGCGCUCUCACUCUCAUACACCAGCCUGUUCCCGUUGUUCGGGGAAUUGAAAUUGUAAUUGGUUUCGCUGCCGCAGCCGUCGAAGAAAGAAGUCUUUCCUUUCCUCUCAGUGUGAACGCGUGUAAUUCACCGCGAAAGCGCUUUCAAAAGUUUGGCAAAAGCGCGAAUUUUCCGCGGCGAUCCAAGUGUGCCAGGUGUGUGUUUGGUGGUUGGGCUAAAAUGUGACGUUUGUUUGUGGAUGAAAAUUGGAAUGAAAAAAAGUUAAUCAACUUCUCGACUCUUCAAAGCUAAAUUUCAAGUGUGUACAUAUUAAAUUCCAGCUUUUUCCUUACAAAAAUUGCGUGGUGGUGUGGUUCCUGUUAUCAGCGCGCUUGUUGAAAUAGUGUGUGUUGCGAGUGUUUGUGCACUCUGGUGAUAGAUAAAAAUACAGCCAAUUAUCACCUCGCGCAGUUCGCGGGCACUUCACCGUUCCGUUCUCGACAAGUGUUGGAGGCCACUCGCCGCGGAGAGUUUCGUACCUGGCCUGGGUCUGACGCGAGAAGCAGCAGCAGCAGUAGCAGAGAGAGAACCAGCAAAUGAUGAGGUGUUCGGCUUCGUUAUCUGGCUAAAAAAUUUCCCGAAAAAUCAGUGCACUGAAUUUUACCGUUUUUCACCCCCGAAAAGAAAAUCAAAGGAAAAAGAUUAAUCCACACGCAGAGUGUGCGAGUGUGUACAGUGGUUUGGUGUGUGUGUUUUGUGUGAUUAAGUUGCGAGCAACAAAAAAAAAUCUGGAUUAAUUUGUAAAAUCUUUCACAUCCGGUUCCGGGAUUUCCAACCAACGAACGCACCCUAAUAUCUUCCACGUGUGCGAGCAACAAAAAAAAUCUAACCAAAUGCCUUUGUUCAACAAAAAGAGUGCGAAAAUCUCCAACCCAUCCCCCCCUAUGACGAAAGAUCCCCACAACCAGCACCACCAGCAGCUGGGUCACCACCACUACGACAACAACAACUACUACAACGGGAAGAACCCACCAACGGAGAUGCCGACCGCUCCCCACAUCGACGAUCUGAGCGGAAACGGAAACGUUACCAAACCGACGCUCGUCUUCAACUGCCAGCUCGCCCAUGGCAGUCCGACCGGAUUCAUUACGGGCUUCGCGAGCGUCAAGGAGCUGUACCAGAAAAUUUCCGAAUGCUACGACUUCUCCAUGGACGAGAUUCUGUUCUGCACGCUGAACUCGCACAAGGUCGACAUGAGCAACCUGCUGGGCGGACAGAUCGGCCUGAACGAUUUCAUCUUUGCACACAAAAAGGGCCGCCCGAAGGAGGUGGAAAUCGUCAAGUCGGAGGACGCCCUCGGGCUGACCAUCACCGAUAACGGCGCCGGCUACGCGUUCAUCAAGCGGAUCAAAAGUGGCAGCGUGAUUGACCGGAUUCCCCACAUACAGGUCGGUGACCACAUCGAGAAGCUGGACGGGGUGAACGUGGUCGGCAAACGGCACUACGAGGUGGCCCGCAUGCUCAAGGACAUUCCGACCGGGUCGACCUUCACGAUCCGGCUGGUGGAGCCCAUGAAGAGUGGCUUCCAGGGUAUUGCGCCACGCAACAAGGGCGGUGCCAAGCAGACGAAGCAGGGCUACGGCAGUGGCAAGGAGACGCUUAGGUUUAAGUCCAACGGGAAUGCAGCCAUCGAGGACGAGCACGACGAUGCAACUCAGUGUGGAAUAGAUGCCAUCAAUUCACUGCUAGAUUCGUUUAUGGGAAUCAACGACACGGAACUAGCGACGCAAAUCUGGGACCUCGGUAGCAACAAAACCAACUCGAUGGACUUUGCCGAGGCGAUCGAUGCGUCCGACCUGGAGGCGUUCGGAUUCACCGACGACUUUAUCAUCGAACUGUGGGGAGCGGUCACCGAUGCCCGGCAGGGUCGUCAUAAAAGAUGAGACGGUGCCAAUCGAAGAUCGAGUCGAUAAAGCCUGUUGAUACUGAUGCAACAACAACAAUGAAAAAAAUGGAAAGCAAAGCAAAACAUUCCCCCCACACACUCCUAAGCAAAAAAAAAAAAAAGAA